AUGUCGUCGCAAGUUCUUGCGGCGCCAAUGGUGGGCCAUGAUCUGUCCAGGCGAACAGGUACACGGUCGCCCGCGCCGUCAAAAAGCCUGGACUCGCCCUCGGCUCUGGAAAUAAGUUAUGAUCAACAGCAUUCCCUACACGAACAAUCACAUAAAACCUCCACCUUUCUAUCGCACAAGAACACGAAUAAUCCAGAUACCCAGACUACUCAUCCGCACGAUCAAACCACCUUCGAGCAAACACAGCGAGCAGUGGGCAACCUUCUGGAUGCGCUCCGUACAAACGUCGCGCAGUCGCAUCUCACUAAAGAUGGGACUGCACACGCUUCUUCAGAAGUGCCAGAAAAGCUCCUACACGAUCCAGACCUCCAAAGACCUUCCGUCUCGCCCCUGGAGCCACAAUCUCCAGGAAUGUCUGUGCCUACCUUUACCGGCUUCACCUUUCCCGGCGCACACGCUCUCGACGACUCACUAGCGGUCUUGCCCCUAGAUGGACUUACAGCCAGUAUGGCAGAUGUAUCCCAACCACAGGAGGACUUGCUCCUGUCAACGUUUGCCGACCCACAGCAUGCAAGCCUACUCGAGGGAGAGAUGGCGGAAACGGUGGAAGAGGAGCUGCCACUCAAUGUACAGAAUGCUCAGGAUACCGGACAGAUAGCGGCAUAUGCGAAGCUUGAAUUUGAUGAUGGCCCAUUCUAUAUCACCACGCACUCUCUUGAACUGGGUAGAGAUGCUCGGGCCUACAGAGCUGCGAAGGCGAGGCUUGCGGAACAACAGCGACAGCAGAAAGGUGAAGGUUCAAGUUCUGGGAACUCACACCCCUCCAGCCAGAACAAACGGGAUGGUGGCAGUCAGGUCAAGGGAAGCGUUGUCAGCGAUCGAGGAGGUUUUUAUGGUGUGGAUGACGUUGAAGGGGAGGCGCAAGAGGCGCACGAAGAGCGACAAAGGCAGGAGGCUGAUGGGCCACAUUCGUCGAACCACUCAGCAUCUUCAAUCGUCAAUCCGAAAGAUCUCUAUACCCAACCUCCUUUACCACAUUUUAACUAUCAAGCAUAUCCAAUAGAAGAGUACGAGCGUGAAAUCGAAGAAAUUCCAGCUCCUCUUACAUCAGAGCAUUUCCCCGAGCAAGAAGAGGGAUUUCUUCUUCCCAUCCAUCAUGCGCCUGUCAAAGACGAUCUCGAGCAGGAUGUUGCCAACCAUCGAUCAGUGUCGCGAAGACAUGCCAAGAUUUUCUGGGAGGAUGACUGUUUCAAGAUCCACAUCAAAGGAGUUAACGGUGCCUUUGUGAACGAAGAGCAUUAUCCCAAGGAUGCAAUCGUUCCUCUACGUGAGGAUGUGUCCAUUCAGAUCAAGGGCAUCAAAUUUCAGUUCAAGCUUCCUGUACACAACUCCAUUGAAUCGUCUGAUGAAUCCGACCAAGUCGAAGAUGACAGUCCAAAUCAGAACGCAGAGUCCUCUUCUGCAACUUCCGGUGUCGAAGAUGCUGUGGCUCUCAACACUAGUGGCAGGACUCCUCUGAAAGUGAAGAUCAGGAACUUCAACAGGACUUCUCCGCCGCCGGUCCCGCCAGUCCUGGGACCUGACGGAAAGCCAAAGAGGAGAGGUCCUGGCCGUCCUCCCAAGGAUGGCAUCAUGUCAAAGCGAGAGAGAACAGCCAAAGAGAGAGCUGAUCGGGAGGCAGCAGCAAAAGCAGCCAAUGGAGGUGUCACACCCGAGCCUUCUAACCGAGGCAGAGCUGGUCGAACUACGGCCAAAGCGGUUCCUGAGGUAGAAGACUCAAAGCCUGCCAAAAGAAAAUAUACCAAACGAAAGCCAGCUACCCAAGAUCCCGACGAUGUCACACCUAAGCUUGAGGAAGAGAGUGAGGGUAUUGCGGAUGACGCCCCUCCCACAAAGAGAGCUCGAGUCAACCGUUCAGAAUCGCCAGAAUAUCCGAAACUGGAAGACUUGUCCGAAAAGGACCUUUUACGCCCACCGCAUAACUACAGCAUACUCAUCUACGACUUGUUGAAAGAAUCACCCAAACCGCUUGAUCUCAAGGGCAUCUAUCGAGGACUGAAGAUGAAAUGGCCGCAUUUCCUCUACCGAUACAAAGACCCAAAAGGCUGGGAAAGCAGCGUUCGUCACAAUGUCAACGAAGACAAGUUAAAGAUCAUUGAAAAGGUUGACCGAGUUGGCAAAGGGUACUCGUAUCGAGCCAAGCCAGGAGUAGACAUCGAACAACACAAGAAGAAACGAGCUCGAUCUCCGCCAGCAGCUCAGAAAAUGUCGGCACCCCCGCAACCAAGAUAUCCACCGCAACCGCAGCCUCCACCGCCUGGACCAUAUACCUACCCGCAAAGCCGUCAACCACCGCCGGGUCACGGCAUGUAUGGGCAUCUGGUACCAACCACUGUGCCACAAAGUAGCAUGGCUUACACCAUGACAUAUCCUCCAGCAACUGCAGGUGCUUAUUCAUCUGGUGCAGUGGCGUCUCUACCUCAAUAUGCCACUUCAGGUCCGCCAGCUCAGCAAAUCUCAGACCCAACAACUACGACAAAAGUAACACCAGGCACUCAGUCAUUACCAAUCACUGCCAGCGCGACCACUUAUCCAGCUCAUCCAGCCGCAUACCCGACUCCUCCAACCGCAAAUCAAGCUCGACCAGAAGCCUACAGCAACUCCUUGCAUCAACAACCUCCUCGCCCUACAAAUCCUAUUCUACACCCUCCACCUCCGACGGCCCCAUAUCAAACACCAACUCAACCCCCAAAAACGCACUCCCAGCCAGCUCUACCGCCCCCACCACCAGGAGUAAGUCCCUACCAGCCAUUCCUGCCUACCGGUCUCUCCGUAAUCUCAACCUUUGAAUCCUCCCUCCUCGAAGGCGUGGAGAACCCGACCGACCUCCCCCGCAUCCGCGCCACGCUGGCCUCGGUCCGCAAAAGAGUUUUCGAGGGUGCUAAUGGGAGCUCCUUGGUUGGCGGAGAGACGCAGGAUGAGAGGACUUUUUUGCAUUAUUUUAGGCAUAUCCUGGAGAACGAGCGGUUCAGGAAUCCUGGAUUUGUGGGGUGGGAGGCGGUACGGAGGGAGAAGGAGAGGCUGACGAAGAUGGCACCAGAGGGCGGGGCAGGGGCAGGAGUAGGGGCGAAGGGUGGCGGUGGUGCUGGAGCUGGAGCUGUAGCUGGUGUGCAGGCUCAGGCCCCGGCUUCUAAUCCUACAAAUACGAUGGUGGAACUUGGAGGCGGGAGUGGUGGCGAUGAAGGAGAGGGCACUAGAGGUGACCAAGGUAGCGCAGAAAAGGACCAACACGGACAUGAACAUCAUGGCGCUGCUGCGGUGAAGAAGGAUGCAGAAUCUGAAGCUCGCAAGGAGCAGCAGCAUGAUGAUCUGCACACAGCCGGAAAGAAAGAUGGCGAUGGCGGUGGCGGAAUGAGGGAAGAAGAGGAGCGAGUCAGCGCCAACGCCAACGCUGAGAGCGUGAAAGAGCAGGAACCGGAGCCGGAGAAGGAAAAGGCAAAGGAGAUCGAAGAACAAGGCACAGCAGCAGCACUGUAA
Messenger RNA from Endocarpon pusillum Z07020, 3537 nucleotides. RefSeq lists its product as uncharacterized. The transcript has a single exon. Gene Ontology annotation, biological process: regulation of ribosomal protein gene transcription by RNA polymerase II. The record is from RefSeq and is a predicted model, not a curated record. Gene Ontology annotation, cellular component: nucleus. NCBI's taxonomy places the organism in Eukaryota, Fungi, Ascomycota, Eurotiomycetes, Verrucariales, Verrucariaceae. Gene Ontology annotation, molecular function: sequence-specific DNA binding; protein binding; DNA-binding transcription factor activity. The coding region runs from base 1 to 3537 and encodes 1178 amino acids.